AUGUUCUCAGCCCUGAAGAAGCUGGUGGGCUCGGACCAGACUCCGGUCAGAGACAAGAAUAUCCCUGCGGGGCUGCAGUCCAUGAACCAGGCUCUGCAGAGGAGGUUUGCCAAGGGAGUCCAGUAUAACAUGAAAAUUGUCAUCCGAGGGGACAGGAACACUGGAAAAACCACACUCUGGCACCGACUGCAGGGAAAGAAAUUUAUUGAGGAAUAUAUUCCAACUCAGGAGAUCCAAGUCACCAGCAUCCACUGGAAUUAUAAAACCACUGACGAUAUUGUUAAAGUUGAAGUCUGGGAUGUAGUUGACAAAGGAAAAUGCAAAAAACGAGGAGAUGGUUUGAAACUGGAAAAUGACCCUCAGGAGGCAGAGUCAGAAAUGGCUCUGGAUGCCGAGUUCCUGGAUGUCUAUAAAAACUGCAAUGGCGUAGUGAUGAUGUUUGACAUCACCAAACAGUGGACAUUUAACUAUAUUCUGAGGGAGCUUCCUAAAGUGCCGACCCAUGUUCCAGUGUGCGUGCUUGGGAAUUAUCGAGACAUGGGGGAGCACCGGGUCAUUCUGCCUGGCGACGUGCGGGACCUCAUUGACAAUCUAAACAGGCCUCCCGGCUCCUCAUAUUUUCGCUAUGCUGAGUCUUCCAUGAAGAACAGCUUUGGCCUCAAGUACCUGCACAAGUUCUUCAACAUCCCCUUCUUGCAGCUGCAGAGGGAGACGUUGCUACGGCAGCUGGAGACGAAUCAGCUGGAUAUUGAUGCAACUUUGGAGGAGCUGUCAGUGCAGCAAGAGACAGAAGAUCAAAACUACGAACUCUUCCUUGAAAUGAUGGAAGCCCGAAGUCGAGGACACACGUCGCCACUAACAACUAACGGACAAAGCCCUUCGUCUGGCUCCCAGUCACCCAUAGUACCUCCGAGCUCCACAUCAACAGGCAGCUCCAGCCCUGGCACCCCGCAACCGCCGCAGCCGCUUUCCACAAGCUCCACCAUCUCUCCUGACCCCCCCCCAUCUUUUUCACCAGUGCCUGCCCCCGAGGCCCAGCAACUGCACGCGCCUCCACCAGCUACAGCCUCCCCAGCACCUCCGGCUGCAGUCCCGCCACCGAAACGCAGCAUUAUUUCGCGUCUGUUUGGGACGUCUCCUGUGUCAGACCCCUCUCCUCCCCAGCCAGAUCCUGCUGCUGCCACUCCUUCCCACCCUGAAGCCCCUGCAAAAGUACAGAGUGUAGAGGACUUUGUUCCCGAUGACAGUCUGGACCACAGCUUUCUAGAAGACCCAGCCCCACAGAAGGACAAAGGGAAACUGCAGACUAAACACCGUGUCGAUAGUGAAAGCGAUGGAGAGGCGCCCGGGGGGAACCCCAUGGUGGCAGGUUUCCAAGACGACCUGGAUCUGGAUGACAAAAUCCCCAGCAGACCCGUGCUGGCAGCAGUAGAACGGGUGCCCAGCAAGAACGUCACCCUCUCCAGUGAGGAGGAGGAGGAAGAGGUGAAGGACUCUAAGGUCAUACUCAUACCUGAUGAAGACAUCGACACGGAGCAGGAAAAAAAAAGGUCUUCCAGAAAUUCUCUGAAGCCACAGAGUGAAGCAAUUUUGACCAAAGCAACUGACCCGAAGCCUCCUGACAGUUUACCUCCACAUUCUGGGUCCGAAAGAAACAGCAGCAGCAAGCUCAAUGCUAGCCUGCCAGCUGCUGCUGCUGCCACCCCAGCAGCAGUCCAGGCCCCAAAGACCGCUUCCCAAAGCAAAGGACAUGCUCUCAAGCAGAAAGUGGUCAAAGAGGAAAAGCCUGAGGAGUCUGACAGUGAUCAAGAGGGACCAAUAGCUACUCAGAUGCUCUCAUUUGUUAUGGAUGACCCAGACUUCGAAAGUGAGGAUUCUGACAGCCAGAAGAAGAAAAUGGAUGAAUUCCCGGUCCGGGAAGAUUUCUCUGAAAUAUCUGAUGACGAUACCUCGUUGGCAAAGGCACCCCAGCCUGUAAAAUCAACGGUCCACUCCUUUAAACUGAAAAAUGACUCAGAUCUCUUCGGUUUGGGUUUGGAAGAAACUGGUCCCAAGGAGAGCAGUGAGGAAGGUAAAGCAGAUAAACAACCUUCUAAGGAGAAAAAGAAGAAGAAAAAGAAAAGCAAAGAGGAAGAGGAGAAGUCUGUGAAAAAGAAGAGCAAACACAAGAAGAGCAAAGAGAAGGAGGAGAGCAAAGAGGAUAAAAAGAAAAAGAAGAAGAAGAGCAAGGAGAAAAACAACGAAAUAGAUGAACUUGAGGCUUUUCUUGGAGGAGGAGGAGCCAGCAUGAGCAAGCCGCGAGGAGGUGGGGACUAUGAGGAGCUGUAG
This is a messenger RNA of Fulmarus glacialis (Northern fulmar), 2328 nucleotides long. RefSeq names its product RAB, member RAS oncogene family-like 6 (gene RABL6). Bases 1 to 2328 code for a protein of 775 amino acids. The transcript is spliced from 15 exons. Gene Ontology annotation, molecular function: GTP binding. NCBI's taxonomy places the organism in Eukaryota, Metazoa, Chordata, Aves, Procellariiformes, Procellariidae. Gene Ontology annotation, cellular component: cytosol; nucleus. The record is from RefSeq and is a predicted model, not a curated record.